Messenger RNA from Miscanthus lutarioriparius, 693 nucleotides. The record is from the annotation of a GenBank genome assembly. NCBI's taxonomy places the organism in Eukaryota, Viridiplantae, Streptophyta, Magnoliopsida, Poales, Poaceae.
AUGGAGAGGUCGGCGAUCGCCUUGGCGUUAGCCUCGAUCGACUUCUGCAUCAGGGCGACGGACGUGGCGAGCGCCUCGAGUGAGGCCUUGAGAUCAUCCCCCAUGGUGCCGGCGCAAGAUGCAAUUGACGAUGUGGGUGAAGAUGGGGCGAUGGCAGCAGCGGCUGGUGGUGGGUAUGGUGCCAUGAUCAUGGAAGCUCUUUCGGAAUUGAAUGAGCCGAAUGGUUCAGAUAUUACUGCAAUCUUCCGCUUCAUAGAGGAAAGGCAUGCGGUGCAACCGACCUUUAGAAGAUUUCUAACCGCAAAGUUACGGCGACUUGCAGACUCAAACAAAAUUGUAAAGAUCGAUAAGUCUUAUAGGCUCCCAGAUUCCUUUGCAACAAGGACUCCAGCUCCAAUAAAAGCUUCAGCUCCAAAACAGAAGGAUCCAUCAAAGCCAUCGAAGGUGUCAAAGACCAUAGGAUUGUUUACUGCCUCCAGCCCUGCACUAGAGGCAGCGAUGGCAGCCGCUGUCAAGGUGGCUGACGCGGAGGCAAAAGCACAUGAUGCACAUGAUCAGAUGAUGGAGGCAGAAAGAAUCCUCAAGAUGGCUGAGGAUACCGAGUCUCUCCUCACAAUUGCAGUAGAGAUCUAUGACCGAUGUUCAAGGGGAGAGAUAACCACAUUGGUUCCAGUGGCACAAAGGGAUUUUUGA